Messenger RNA from Effrenium voratum, 675 nucleotides. The record is from the annotation of a GenBank genome assembly. Lineage: Eukaryota; Dinophyceae; Suessiales; Symbiodiniaceae.
AUGCGUGUGCCGACGAAAGGUGACCUGCCGCAGGCGCAGAAGUUCUUGGAGGAGUGCUUGCAGAUGCAGCGCGGCCUUCAUGUCAACAACAACCAUUUGGACAUUGCAUCCGCAUUGUUCGAGCUGGGAUGCUUGUGCCGACAAGCUGGCGACCUGCCGCAGGCGCAGGAAUUCUUGGAGGAGUGCUUGCAGAUGCAGCAUGCCCUUCACGGCAACACUAUCCAUUUGGACAUUGCAGCCGUAUUGUUCGAGCUGGGAUGCUUGUGCACACAAGCCGCUGACCUGCCGCAGGCGCAGAAGUUCUUGAAGGAGUGCUCGCAGAUGCAGCGCGGCCUUCACGGCAACAUCAUCUAUUUUGAAAUUGCAUCCGCAUUGUUUGAGCUAGGACGCUCGUGCAGACAAGCAGGUGACCUGCCGCAGGCGCAGAAGUUCUUGGAGGAGUGCUUGCAGAUGCAGUGCGAUCUCUACAUAUACCAGAGACCAGUUUGGGGCCACACCAGGCCACCCGGACAUUGCAGCCAAGGCGAACUGCGCAAGGCUCAAGAGUUUUUGAAGGAGUUCUUGCAGAUGCUGCCGGUCAUUCCUGCUGACAUCCGCGAGAUUGAAAUCCCCGCAGAACGGGAGCUAGAACAGGUGAGACAACAUCGCAGUGACGACAGGAGUGCCAGCCGCUGA